UGUGAGUUUCAUGAUACACCAAGCACUUACGAAGCUCACAAUGAUUAUGAAGAUCGUCACAGAGGUCUGAAACAAUGGCUGUGGUUAUAGACUUUCUAAUACUCACAGCUAGAGUAUUUGGAUACGUUCUCCAAGCUUUGCUUUGGUGGAUAAAGAAGCCCACGGAGAAGAUAGUCAAAAAUGAAAUCUGUUUGAUAACUGGCACAGCCAGCGCAACUGGGAUUGGGAGGCUUUUGGCACUGGAGUUUGCCCGACGGGGAGCUACACUCGUCUUGUGGGAUACUGACACUAAGGGCAACGAAAACACAGCAAGGGAAGUUCGCAAGCUGGGCGCCAAAGCCUACGCUUACACUUGCGAUGUGAGCCAGAGAGACCUGGUCUAUGCUGCUGCUGCCUCUGUGAGAAAGGAGGUGGGUGAAGUCUCCAUCGUGGUCAACAAUGCUGGCAUUGUAGCUGGGAUGCCCAUCUUACAGUGCCCUGACGGACAGAUGGAAAGAACCAUGAGGACCAACUGCCAUGCUCACUUUUGGACUGUCAAGGCUUUCCUCCCACAAAUGAUCAAGAGAGGGCAUGGACACAUUGUGACAAUUGCUGGAGCACUUGGUCUGUUUGCAACUGGUUGUCUGGAGGAUUACUGUGCCAGCAAGUUUGCUGUGGUGGGAUUCCACGAAGCUCUUAGUCAUGAACUGAAAGCCAAAAGAAUCGACACUGUGAAGACUACUCUAGUGUGUCCUUACUUCACUGACACAGGAAUGUUUAAUGGCUGUGGAGUCAGGCGAGAAUUGAAAGCCUUCCUUCCUCCUGUAAGACCAGGCAAUUUUGUGAAGGCAGCCAUGCGAGGCAUACUUCGUAAUCAACAUAUGAUCUGUGUCCCCAGAGUCAUUUAUUUUGCAGCCAUUUUGAAAAAUCUCCUUCCUUGGGAUGUGCAAGUUCUCAUUCAAAAAUUCCUGGGACUGGACAAAUGUGUUCCUCAAAAAGCAGCGCAGUAAGAAAGAUGUUCCCUUUCUAGAGACCACCUGCAAAGGCAUUUCUUGUUCUGCAUCUGAUAAAAGAAUUGUUGGAUAAACCCUAGGUUUUGGCUUAAAAGUUGAACUGAAUGAUUCUGAUUUUAGAGUCGUAGUGGCACAAUGGGUUAAAUCCUUGUGUCAGCUGAACUGGUGACUUGAAGGUCGGUGGGUGAGCUCCCAUCUGUCAGCUCUAGCUUCCCAUGCACAGACAUAAGAGAAUCCUCCCACAGGAUAGUAAAACAUCCGGACGUCCUCUGUGCAACAUCCUUGCAUACAGCCAGUUUUCUCACAGCAGAAGCAACUUGCAAUUUCUCAUCACUUCUGAGACGAUAUUUUUUUUUGAACAGGGGAGGCGUACCCCCACACAAGGACAUACUUGCUUUCAGAUGCCAAACAAAUAUGAUUGAUUUCAAUGUUUGUUCUGUUUUAUCAAGCCAAAUAGGGUUUAGGGUGUUCUCCUGUGACCCAACAAAAUGGCACUGCAGAUAGAAAAAUCUUAUUUUGUUGUUUUUAUAUCCAUUGAGUUUCAAUAUCUCAUUGCACGCUAUGCUAUCUUCUAAUUCCUCCCAGAAAACUGGCUUGAUAAAUCGAAUCAUUUUAUGAAUGUAGCAUUCUAUCACUGCAGAGAUAAUUGAAUUCAGGUAAAUGAUAUCCACACUUGUGGCAGCUUAUAACAAAGGAUCAGAUAUAUAAUUAUUGGGUUACACAUUAAUUCUCUUGAUAACACUUCAGUAUUGACUCCUUUCUACACUGUUCACUUUAAUUGCCGGGAUGGAAAGUAGAAAUAUAGCUCAUGAAUGUAGGAAGCUUUUCCUUUGUGUCUGGAAUUGUUGCACUCUAUUGUUUUUAUGGUUCUGUUUUAAAUCAACUUGAACACACACUGAACAGGAAGGGGCAAUUAAAAAUACAUUAAAUAAUAAAGCUUAAUUAUGUUAAAUAAUAAAGAUAGAAAUUUCCAAUAGUAACUAUGCAUAUUUGCAUCUGAAACAGUACAUAUUCCCUGGAAUUUGUCAAGGAAGUAAAUAAAACAGCUAUAUAUUUUC
Molecule: messenger RNA, 2050 nt
Organism: Anolis sagrei ordinatus
Lineage: Eukaryota; Metazoa; Chordata; Lepidosauria; Squamata; Anolidae
Product: retinol dehydrogenase 10-like
Cellular component (GO): lipid droplet
Molecular function (GO): oxidoreductase activity, acting on the CH-OH group of donors, NAD or NADP as acceptor
Source: RefSeq, a predicted model, not a curated record